This is a messenger RNA of Polychytrium aggregatum, 2250 nucleotides long. RefSeq lists its product as uncharacterized. The transcript is spliced from 16 exons. Bases 83 to 2134 code for a protein of 683 amino acids. The record is from RefSeq and is a predicted model, not a curated record. NCBI's taxonomy places the organism in Eukaryota, Fungi, Chytridiomycota, Chytridiomycetes, Polychytriales.
AGCCUGUCGCUGAUCAUCGUCUGCAUCUCGCAUCGACCGGCCGCUGGACCGCCCUCCCCCAGCCAUCUCCAGCCAUCCAGCCAUGUGCUACUGCGGCGGCGAGUCGCUCAGGGACGACGAGCUCAAAUGCGGCACAUGCGGCCAGCUCUUCCAUAAUCACUGCGUGCAAUGUCUUCCUGGUCGUCAGCAACUCCGCGGAGAUUGCUUCUACCAAUUCAGGUGUCGCGCAUGUACAGGCGGAUUGGAAGAAUAUGAGCGACUGAAUAUGAGCUGGGUCCAGAUCGUCUGGCUCAGUAUAUACAACAUCGUCCAGUCCUCUCCCGGGAAAGAGUUUGUGCGUUGGAAAGAGGAUAUUUGCGACUUUAUCGACCGAAACUGGGAUUAUAUGCUGUCAGGCAAAACGAGAACGCCAACUUGGCAGAAUACAGUUGCAAGCGUUUUGUCAACCCAUCCAACACACUUCCUCUCCGGCUUUGAUAAAUACGCACAGUCAGGAUGGUGGACACUUCAACACAUGACGCCCCCGCAACCCGGAACAAACAGAGCACCCAAACGCUCCAAAGGAAUCACGCCGGUCCGCUCAUCCGGAGGAAAGGCGACUUCUAAAAGGUCCCAAAGAACGCAGGCGGAUCAACUCAAGGAGACAAGCAAAUCUUCGGAUGACGACUGGGAAGCCUCACCAAAGCGGCCUCGUCAGAAGCGUCCUGUCCCCGUAUCGUCUUCUUCAAGCUCCUCGGAUGACGAACCUGUGCCAGUUUCAAAGCAAGAUGGCGUUGAUCCAAACCAGAACUCAAAACUCGAAGCCAAAAUCGAUGGGAUUGUGGAUGCUAAGAUUAGUUCCAGGUCGCCUCUCCAAAGUUCAGAAGACGUACAAGCCGAGGCCCUGCGGAAACUUGGAUGUAUAGAGAGGGACUCGCUAGUGAUCGAAGCACCCGGCUGCUCGAUACACAAUCAAACGCCAUCUAUUCAUGCUGCGGAUACCUUGCGUUCUGGUGCUAUACCACUGGAGCAUCGACCGAGUCCAUCAGCCGUCUUAUUCAGCGGGGGAUCUUCUCUCUCGGAUAUUACAAACGACAGCGAAGAUUCUUCGGAUACACUUGAGCACCAUCGCGACUUUGCUCGGAUCUCCGACGCCAAGUCCUCGUUUGGGGCCUCUUCAGUCGAGUCAAGAACAGCGAUGCAACCCAGAAAGCGCGGUCGGCCGCGUGUGCACCCGUUACGUGACGAUGCUGAGAAGUCUAGCAAAAGGAAAAAGCAGGGCGAGAGACGACUGCGCGUCAUGGGUCUCAUUGAUGAGUUUCAAAGCAUCCAUCGUUUGGAGGUCCUUCGGCGCCUGAAGCGAGCCCAGAAGCUAUCGCUGCUGAAUAUCGAUGCUAUCGUAUCGAAGAGUGUCCGUGAGGAAAGCCAAUUGCAGGCUAUGCCGUGGGUCGAAUCGUUCAGCGCCGUUGAUGGGAAAAUAGUGCCCCCGCCGGCGAUUGAUCCUCACAAAGUUGUAACGCGAAUCAGACACCAGUCUAUUUAUGGCCAAAGCCAUACCCCCUACCAUCGAUCGUUCAUGUCACGACUGCUAGGCAGCGCUGGCGGCCGAGACACUUGGUCGACACAACAAUCGUGGACGAGCUCCUAUACAGGCAAAGCGCUAAAGCCUUUUAUCUGGAGAGACUUUUCGUCUCGGCCAGCAACCAUGCUUUUGUUCCACGAAAUUCUUUCGAAGAGAAGCAGCUAUCAGGGGGAAAUUUGGAAAUGUGUCGAGAAAGACAGCAUCGACUAUGUGUACUUUUCCAGAGAGCACCUGGUGCAGGUCAACAGCAUUUUAUCGGUAAUAUUCUGGCCUGGGAUUGAUGUCUCGGAAAAUCUAACUUGGCCAGACUUUGGUGUGGUUGCCCUCUACAAGCGUCUCGUCGUUGGCUGUGCGCUCAUGACUCCCGAGUUUUACUUGACGUACAUUGCUGUCCGGCCUGGCUGGGAGCAUGCCCGGAAUUGGCAGGUUGGUCUCAGGUCGAAAUACAGCACAUCAGGAUGGGCGCCUUUCGGAUUCAAGCCCGAGGAGUUCAUUGUCAACUUCUACGACCAAUACCUGCCGCCGGAUUCGCGCGAAUGCAAGAACGCGUUCUUUCUGCGCCUGCGCCGCUGAUUGGACGGCGGGCCGGACUGCAGCCGCUGCGCAUGCGCAGACAGAUCCACAGAACCCCGCCAUGGCACAGAACCUCGUCGGUGGCAGAAAAACGAGCCGGUCCUUGGGUCUGGGUG